Molecule: messenger RNA, 1308 nt
Organism: Effrenium voratum
Lineage: Eukaryota; Dinophyceae; Suessiales; Symbiodiniaceae
Source: the annotation of a GenBank genome assembly
AUGCUGAAGCCCGGCCUCGCCACCGUGGGCCUCGACUGCUGCGGCAUGUGCGUGGGCUUUCGCUCCAUCACCUCGCGGACUGAGCAGAACAUGGUCACCGUCUCCACCAAGACAAAGGACAACGUCUUCGUCCACGUGAAGGUCGCGGUGCAGCAGGCGGUGAUGCCAGAGUUCACUGAACUGGCCAUGUACAAGCUGGACAAUGUUCACGCUCAAAUUGACUCCUACGUUUCGGACGUGGUGCGGUCCUUCAUCCCUCAGAUGACCCUGGACGAAGCCUUCGAGAAAAAGGACGAUAUCUCGGAUGCCGUUCAGAAGAAGCUGGCGGAGGAGAUGGCGAACUUCGGGUUUUCCAUCAGCAAGGCCUUGGUCACCGAGGUGACGCCGAAUCAAGAGGUGGUGGCGUCCAUGAACGAGAUCAACAAGCAGAAACGCCUUCGCGAUGCGAGUCAGAUGGCAGCAGAGGCGGAGAAGAUCAAGGUGGUGAAGGCCGCCGAGGCCGCGGCCGACGCCGCGCAGCUGCAGGGAGAAGGUAUCGCCCGCCAGCGCCGCGCAAUCAUCGAUGGCCUGCGGGAUUCGAUCACCCACGGCUCUGGAGAGACCCUCUCCACAGACAAGAUCUCAGAGCUGCUUCUCAUCACCCAGUACUUCGAGACUCUUCGCGACGUGGCAGCCCACAACCGCUCCAGCACAGUGUUCCUUCCGAGCGGACCGCUUUGUGAGUCCACUAAGUGGCACUCGCGGAAUUUUUACCUUAUGAGUCCGCGCGCGGAACACUCGGAGACGGGCAAGACGAAAGACGCGACGAAGACGACGAAAACAGGAAAGACAAAAAAGAGCCCAGAAGCAGGACAUGAAGCGAGUGAAGCGAAGGAAACUGGGACGGCGCCCAAACAGAGCCAGAUGACAAAGACGCGCAAAACCAGGAAGGAAGCACCGCGUCGCCCAGAAGCACCAGGUCCCGAAAGCCUGGAAAAAGAGGCCGAACUUCGGCCGCCGGAGGCCAACGAAGCGCCGGCUGAGAUCGAGGUCCGAAAGCAAGCACCCGCGGAAGCCGAAGCGCCGACGGCUGAGUGGAGUGACGCCGAGCCUGAAGAAGGCGUCACAAGCCCAGAAACAUCCAUCAAGAAAAAGGUGACGAGAAAGAAAGUCAGAAUCAAGCCCAAAGCAAAAUUGAAAGACGGCCUCUUGGAGGCGGACGAGGAAGUGGUAUUCGAAGGACCUGGCGCUGUGGGCGAUGUCUCCUCGCAGAUUCGGAACGGACUGCUGCAAGGGGCCGCGGGUGCCCCUGGACAGCUGCAGAUGUGA